This is a messenger RNA of Eurypyga helias (sunbittern), 1797 nucleotides long. It is a transcript of the gene MIA2, whose product is annotated as melanoma inhibitory activity 2. Gene Ontology annotation, molecular function: protein binding. The record is from RefSeq and is a predicted model, not a curated record. Gene Ontology annotation, biological process: protein secretion; endoplasmic reticulum to Golgi vesicle-mediated transport; vesicle cargo loading. The annotation marks the transcript as partial. The transcript is spliced from 6 exons. NCBI's taxonomy places the organism in Eukaryota, Metazoa, Chordata, Aves, Eurypygiformes, Eurypygidae. Gene Ontology annotation, cellular component: endoplasmic reticulum membrane; endoplasmic reticulum exit site.
AUGUCAAGGAUCUUGGAUUGGAGAAUUCUGCUGUUAGUAAUUUCAUUUUUAACAAGUCUGCAGAGUGCAAAGGUACUUUCAGAAUGGAAGAAGUGUGGCGAUCGAGAAUGUGAGACAGCAAUGAGCAGAGUUCAAGCCAUUGCAGACUACUUAGGGCCCGAUUGCCGAUAUCUUAACUUCAAAAUAGGGGAAGAGAUAAUGGUAUACUCCAAACUUUCAAGGAAAAAUGAAAAUUUGUGGACAGGAAGUAAAGGAAAGGAAUUUGGGUAUUUCCCAAAAGAUGCUGUGAAGGUUGAGGAGGUUCUUAUUGCAGAAGAAGUUGAAGUGCUCACUAAGGAAACUGAUUUCCUUUGUCUUCACGGAGAUAAGUACACUUUUGAAAAUGAAGAUAGCGCAUUACACGAUCACAGCAAAGAAAGGGAACAUUCAUCAUCUGACGCAGAAUCAGAGCUGCACAAAAAUGAACUCUUAAGACAUGCAGGAGACUCCAUGCAAAAGGAAGAAAGAGUAGAAUCGGUUUCUGAAAAUGAUGCCAAGCAAUCCCACACUCAGGAGGAGUCUGCAAGCCAGAAGUUGGUUAUCAAAAACGAGCACAGCAAAGACGAUACUGAAGAGCCACAAAUGCAAAACAGCCUCCCAGUAGAACCCAUCGCAACCCAGUCUAGUUGGAUUGCAGGAUGGUUCAGUGGAGGAAGUAAAAAUGAUGAAAAGCCCUUAAAAGCCAUUACUGAGUCUUUAGAAGAAAAUACAUACCGAGGCAGAAAAAUAGUGGUAACUGCUGAGAAUGACUUACAGGAGCCAAAUGAUAAGGAGGACAAAGAACCCCCAGCAUCUGCUUGGUUUCAAGGUGGAAUAACAGACUUCCUGUAUUUUGGAGAAGAGAAUGCGGAUGUUGGUUUGGCAUUAGAAAAACAUGAUCCACAAAUCCGUGAUGUUUCUGGUGUGCCUGGACAUUCCAGUAAUGAGCAGGAAACAGCAGUCACAGAGUUACUGACAGGAGAAGAAAAGAUUGAAAGCCAAGAAUCCAAAUCAAAUUGGUUCAAUUUGGGACUAAGUAAUGUUCUUAAUUUUGGCCAUGCUGAGAAAGAUGCAGUUGCUAUGGAAGACCAGCCAAGCAGAGAAACAGAGGGUGACGCAAAUAAGAAUGAAGAAGUGCAGACUUCAGACCCGAAAGAAUCACACGUGGACGAAGAAUCAAAGGAGACAGUUAAAGCAGGGACAGAGGAAGAGAUUUAUGCACAUGAAAUAAUAGAUUCAAACAGUGCCAUGCCGAACCCUGGGGAGAUAUCGGCAGGUGUGGGUACUCUUAAUGACACCAAAGGCACCACAAAUAGCACAGAAUCAUCUUUUGAUACACCAACAGGUGACAAAGAGAAGCCAAUGGAACCUUACAGUUCAGAGCAAGACUUGGUAUCGGAAAACCAACUGCUGAAAACCAAUGAAGAUAAAAAGAGAAAUCAGGAGUCAGAAAGCAAACACAGCCAGUCAGGAGGAGGCAGUAGAAGAAAGCUACUAGGAGAGGCACCAGGGAAGGACUAUGAAAUGACUGUAGACAGUGAAGGCGACAGUGACCAACAUGCAACAGCAACAGCGAUUCCUUCAGUAAAUUCUGAGGAAAAAAUGGACGGUUCACUAGCUGACUCUCCGUUUGAUGUCAAAAAGCCUUUCUCAGAUGCCCUCCAGAACUACGUUCCAAGAGGAGGCUUGAUAUAUCAGAUACUCCUGUGCCUGAACGCUCUAGAGAUCGGGGAAUCAGUAAAAUCUGUAUUUUCAGCAGUGAUGAGAAUUAUCAAAAAG